AUGUCAAGGUCAAGUCACAAGUGUCGUCUGGAUAAAUGACUUCCGGUUUAUAAAUAGGGUACAUAUCCCCGGGAUCAUAUGUACCGACGCAUGCGCAGUUAGUGCGAAUGGGGACUUAGCUUUUUUGAGGCGAAGCAUUCUUUGUGAAGCAAACGACAAGGUUGGCACUUAGAAAAAUUUUGAGUGAUUUUUACUAUUCAACUCUAUACUAAACAGGCUGCUUUACGUUUGACUUACAGCAAUUUGAAGGUAAUACACAGAAAGCAUAUAGAGUCGGGAUUAUCAGACAAAUAUUACAGUGGAUUUUAAGUUUUUUAACUGAUUUGAAUUCUCAUUUAUCGCAGAUAUAA
Molecule: messenger RNA, 350 nt
Organism: Paramuricea clavata
Lineage: Eukaryota; Metazoa; Cnidaria; Anthozoa; Malacalcyonacea; Plexauridae
Source: the annotation of a GenBank genome assembly